UUCAAGCUGUUAUGUGACCUUGAUUACAUACCGAGCACUGUGAUGUCACUACAAGCGUCUGGUAUGCUAGUUGGAAGUCUUGUUGCCGGGCAACUCUCGGACACUUUUGGACGAAAACGGCCUUACUUUGCCGGAAUCAUCAUCGUAAUCGUCUUCAAUUUUAUCGGUUUUAUGUCUUCAAACUGGAUUAUGUUUGCUGUCUCGCGAUUUUUCAUCGGUAUUGGUGCUGGAGACUUCAUCAGCGUUCAACAUUGCAUUUUAUCCGAGUUUAUGUCGGCGAAAUGGCGUCCGUGGAUCACAGGGUUCCCUUCCUGGCCAUUACAAGUGUGCGCUCUGGCUCUUGUGUCCUGGUUGAUUAAAGACUGGCGCUAUAUACAAUUAUUUUGUUGUUUACUAGGAAUACCAUUCUUGUUUACUUGGUUCGUCAUACCAGAAAGCUUUCGUUGGUUUGUGGCACAUGACCGUCCCGCCGAUGCACAAAAGAUUAUAGAACAAUGGGCAAAGAUAAACAAUAAGCCUGUACCAGAAGUUGGAAAUACAGUUAUAAUUGAGAAAGAAUCAACCAAAGAGAUGGACAAGAAAUACACUUUCAUACACCUGUUUAAGUCAAAGGAACUUACAAAAAUCACUCUCUUACUGGCUAUUAAUUGGCAUGUUUAUUAUCCUGUUUUUUUCUCUUGUAUUUUUGUUAUUUCCAAUGAUCGAUUAAGUUUUACUUAUGUUAAUCUUUUUCAUUGUAAAAGCUAUUUUAUGUUUAAACAUGUUUUUAAAACAGGCUCGUUAAAUCAAACAAGAAAUGUUACAUCAUAUUUCAUCAACAAGCGAUCCGGGAGACAAAGCGAUACAUAAUUAAUUUUGUUGUUUGAAUUAGUCCUGCAUUGAGGUGUGCAUUGGCAUUUAAAACUAUCACCUAUGCAUUAAGCAUUAUAACAUUUGGAAAUACAGUCACAGACUGUCCAUGUUACCUUGUGCGAUUUUAUUUGAACAAUAGACCUGCGAUUGUAUUU
Molecule: messenger RNA, 1007 nt
Organism: Ruditapes philippinarum (Manila clam)
Lineage: Eukaryota; Metazoa; Mollusca; Bivalvia; Venerida; Veneridae
Product: solute carrier family 22 member 4-like
Biological process (GO): transmembrane transport
Cellular component (GO): membrane
Molecular function (GO): transmembrane transporter activity
Source: RefSeq, a predicted model, not a curated record